GUCGCGCCCGCGCCCGCUUCCUCGUGCCCAUCCUAUCCCACUCCAUCUCUCUCCAGCGCCCACCAAGGAAGGCCCAUGAUUGUGCUCUGCCACCUGCCUGGCUGCUCUGCCUAACCCCAGGCCCGCCCUCCAUUCACUCUUCCUGCCCCGAUUGCCCGCCACCCACGCAAACACUGCCAUUGACCCGUCGCCGACUGCCCGUGUCUGCCAUGUGGUGCCUCUGCUACUGAGCCCUGCCACAAGAACGGAACCCGCCUCUCCGCUCCCUAAUUCCCUUAUCCCUCGCUCCUGGCUUCCUCGCCCACUGCGGCCAAGAGCUAGCUCCCCCCCCAUCGCCAUGGCGACUGCCUUCAAAAACAUGCUCCACCCGCUGCACCACCAUCGCGACAAGAAAGAACCGCCCCAUUCCGGCCCCCUGCACGACCGUACCGACUCGGCCAUGGACAAGCCGCGCGAACAGGAGAAACAGCAGUUGGCGCAGUGGGAGGCCCAGAAGCACACCCUCACCCCCGAGGAAAUCGACAUUGACCCCCAGAAGAAGCCCGUCGGCCACUCGUCAAAGGUGCUGCGAGAGGAAGACUUUGAGCUCAUCAAGACGCUCGGAACUGGCACCUUUGCGCGCGUCUGGCUCGUGCGACUCAAGGACGCAAAGCCCGGCGACGAGAACAAGGUUUUUGCUUUGAAGAUUCUACGCAAGGUGGACGUCAUCCGUCUUAAGCAAGUCGAGCACGUCCGGAACGAGCGCAAUGUCCUCGCAAAGGUCGCCGGCCACCCCUUCAUAACAACCAUGGUCGCCAGCUUCCAGUCGCUCGAUUCGCUCUACAUGGUACUCGACUACUGCCCUGGCGGCGAAGUCUUCAGUUAUCUACGAAGAGCACGGCGCUUCAACGAGCCCACUUCGCAGUUUUACGCAGCCGAGAUUGUGCUGAUAUUAGAGUUUCUGCACGAGCGCGAGGGCGUGGCAUAUCGUGAUCUGAAACCAGAGAACAUCCUCAUAGACGCAGAGGGUCAUCUCAAAUUGGUAGAUUUUGGGUUUGCGAAAAAGGUGGACAACAGAGAGACGUAUACGCUCUGUGGUACUCCCGAGUACCUGGCCCCCGAGGUCAUUCGUAAUACAGGCCAUGGCACAGCAGUCGAUUGGUGGGCGUUUGGCAUCCUUGUGUACGAAUUCCUCGUUGGGCAACCGCCCUUCUGGGAUCAGAAUCCUAUGAAGAUCUACGAACAAAUUGUAGAAGGACGCGUCCGCUUUCCAUCUGCAAUGUCACCGACUGCACGGGAUCUCAUUUCCGGCCUCUGCACUGUCGACACCUCUAAGCGUCUGGGAAAUGUCGCUGGUGGUGCUCAACGUGUCAAGGACCAUGAGUGGUUUAAAGACAUUGACUGGCAGAAAAUAUAUAACCGCGAAACCCAAGGUCCUAUAGUACCACACCUACGGGGUCCAGCUGACACGCGGAAUUUUGACGAGUAUGAGCCAGAGUCGGAACACAGAGAACCAUACACCAAGGAACUGAGUGAUAGGUGGGAAGAGAGUUUCAAGGACUUUUAGAUCAGAGGUACAGAAGAGGGCGUGCCAGGAGGGAAUUGGAAAGACACUCAGCAUGCUAAGAGGGGAAAGGGAAAAGACAACUCAACGUGUGCUUUUUCAAGCUCAAGAAUAUCUACAAGAAGAGCAUGUCACGCGAGAGUGGAAAGUGGGUACAAGGACUAUAACCUCCAUCCCACCGGACUUGUCUCAAAAGUCCCAUAUACGAGCUUAUCAGCAAACAGCUCGUAUCCAUCGAAAAGUUGCAAGGAAACAGGCGUAUAUUCAGGAAGGGGGGGACAGGUAUGCGAGAGCUUUAAGCUCCCAUCAUCAUCAUCAUAACUAUCAUGUCUCUCUCAUCUUUUCUCAAUCAUGAAAGGGGAGCAACAUCACACAUACGUCACCAGGGGGACAAUCCGUAGAAGCUUUGUUCUAAAUGGAAAUAACCAUAUUCUUCUGACAUUAUUUUAAAAUCCGUAAACACAAUUAUAUCUCAAG
This is a messenger RNA of Bipolaris sorokiniana ND90Pr, 2020 nucleotides long. RefSeq lists its product as uncharacterized. Gene Ontology annotation, cellular component: nucleus; cAMP-dependent protein kinase complex. The record is from RefSeq and is a predicted model, not a curated record. Gene Ontology annotation, molecular function: cAMP-dependent protein kinase activity; ATP binding. Bases 338 to 1546 code for a protein of 402 amino acids. Lineage: Eukaryota; Fungi; Ascomycota; Dothideomycetes; Pleosporales; Pleosporaceae. The transcript has 6 exons. Gene Ontology annotation, biological process: peptidyl-serine phosphorylation.